Messenger RNA from Manis javanica (Malayan pangolin), 2686 nucleotides. It is a transcript of the gene TMEM130, whose product is annotated as transmembrane protein 130. The record is from RefSeq and is a predicted model, not a curated record. NCBI's taxonomy places the organism in Eukaryota, Metazoa, Chordata, Mammalia, Pholidota, Manidae. Gene Ontology annotation, cellular component: plasma membrane.
AGGGGGCCUGCGGGGAGGACGCGGCGCGGCUGACGUGGGCCGGGGUCGGCGCGGCGGGCUGUGGGCAGCGGCGACGCGCAGCGACACAGUGUCCCGAGACGAGGACGAGCUGGCGCCGCGUCCGCACCUCCCGGCACAGCCCGCGCCGCGGCAUGCGCCGAGUUCAGCUGCGUCCGCUCGGCGCUCCUGCCGCUCCGGGUGCCGCCAUGGCCCCGGCUUUCUGGCCAUGCCUCAGCCACAUCCUCUGGCUCGCCUGCCUCCUGCCGUUGGCCCCGGCUAGGGUAGCCGCAGGGCUGUAUGAACUUCACCUCACCACUGAUGGUCCUGCCACCACUGGGGCAGAGGUGACCAUCACAGCCAGCCUGGUGGCCAAUGACAAUGGCAGCCUGGUCCUGCCCAGCAGCACCCACCUCUACCACUUUCACUGGAUCCAUACCCCGCUGCUGCUCACAGGGAAGACCGACGAGGCUUUCAACUCGACCAUUCAUGCCGUGGGGAAUGUGCCUGGGGACUUUCCGGUCUCUGUCUGGGUCACUGCUGCUGACUGCUGGAAGUGCCCACCUGUGGCGAGGAGCCUCCUUGUCCUCCCCAUCACAGAGCUUCUGGUGGGGAACCUUGUCGUCACCCAGAACACAUCCCUGCCCUGGCCCAGCUCUUACCUCACCAAGACAGUCCUUAAAGUUUCCUUCCUCCUUCAUGACCCGAGCAACUUCUUCAAGACAGCCUCAUUUCUCUACAGCUGGGACUUCGGAGAUGGCACCCAGAUGGUGACUGACGAUGCUGUGGUCUACUACAACUAUUCGAUCAUUGGAACCUUCACUGUGCAGCUCAAGGUGGUGGCAGAAUGGGAGCAGGCAACUGUGGAUGCUGGGAAGGGCACUGUGCAGAAGACGGGUGACUUCUCUGCCUCACUGAAGCUGCAGGAAACCCUUCGAGGCAUCCAGGUCUUGGGGCCUACCCUAAUUCAAACCUUCCAGAAAAUGACUGUGACCCUGAACUUCCUGGGGAGCCCCCCUCUUACUGUGUGCUGGCGUCUCAAGCCCGAGUGCCUCCCACUGGAGGAAGGGGAAUGCCACCCGGUGUCAGUGGCCAGCACAGCCUACAAUCUGACCCACACCUUCAGGGAUCCCGGGGACUACUGCUUCAGCAUCCAGGCCGAGAAUGUCAUCAGCAAGACGCACCAGUACCACAGGAUCCAGGUGUGGCCCUCCAGCAUCCAGCCGGCCGUCUUUGCCUUCCCGUGUGCCACAUUCAUCACCAUGAUGCUGGCCUUCAUCAUGUACAUGACCCUGCGGAAUGCUGCUCAGCAAAAGGACAUGGUAGAGGUGGCUGAUUUUGACUUUUCCCCCAUGUCUGACAAGAAUGCGGAGCCACCUGCUGGGGUCAGGUGCUGCUGCCAGGUGUGCUGUGGGCCCUUCUUGCUGGAGACCCCAUCUGAAUACCUGGAAGUUGUCCGCGAGAACCAUGGGCUGCUGCCACCCCUCUACAAAUCCGUCAAAACGUACACGGUGUGAGCACCCCCACCCCCAUCCCAUCUCAGCACUGACUGACUGCCAACAGGGAGCUUCAGGCAGGGUGGUGCUCAUGACCAAGCAGGAGGGGUUUGCGCGUGGGGGCUGUCUGCCCUGGCCAGCCACCCAUCUGUAAUUCUCUGUUACACAGCCCAGCCAUCAUCCAUCUGUAUAGUCAGCCUCUGCUGUGAGCCUCUCGGUCGGCUGCACCCCACCCCUGGCCUCUGAAGAGGCCCCAAGCAGGACUCGACGUGGUCCCUCCUCUCUCCCAGGUGUGCCUGGCUGCCCCUCACCAGUUCUUCCCUUACCGGUAUAUCUGCCAUCCCUCUGGGGUGAGCUUCCCCCCCCCAGGUGGCCCCACUUAGGUUAGAGAGCUGGGAGGAAGGUCACAAAUAGUUAAGGCUACGUCACAAAAGGUCAUACAUACAGAGACAAGCAUACACACAUGCACACAGCACAGAAAACACAUGUGUCACACAGCCAUCUCAGAUGACUUCCUGUGUGUCACUUAUAUCGGUUGCUGGGCUGUACCCUGAAUUAGAACUAAAAUGAAAUGUGACCUUCUCUACUUGCCCCACACUCCUGGGCCCGGCCCCUUCCCUCCCUUUGUGUGCUGCCCCUGUGGCUACUGGACCCUAUUCUAAGGACACUAUUUCUGGACUGCUUGCUUGGGUUUUGGUAGGGGCAGGGCCGACACUGUGUGAGUGCUUUAUGGUGUGCAGAGCACCUUCUUCUAUUGAGACCACUGUAACUGCCACUGAGGAAAAGGCCAUGCAACAAAAGAGGAGUCAAGCCAGUGGGGACUUGGGUUCCCUGCAGGGGGAACAGCGUUCUUACCUGUUCAGCCGCCCCCAGGGUGGCCUUGAGAAGGAAGGGGCAGUGUUAGAUGGAACCAGCUCGCUCCUUUCUCCUGUGGCCCUGAGGCCUGGGAGAGGCAGAGCACGUGAAGAGAGCAAGUUUGGUGCAGAAGGAGACCAGAAUUAGGCCCUAGCACAACCACGCAGGAGUAAUGGGAGCAACCUAGGCCUGUUUGCAGGGUGACGGAGCUGGAGCUCUGUUGCUGUAACCAUUUGCUCUCCAACUUUGUGCACUUUUCCCACUGUCAUGCAGCUCAUCUCAUGAAAUACUGCCAUUAUUGCUGAAUAAAGCUUUUGUGCUCUGAAUGUAACCAAGCA